CAAGCUGCUCUGAGGUACAGUAGCGGAGGGAGGAGGAGAAGGUAGAAAAAAAGGGGGGGAAGGGGGAAGCUCCGCUGUGUUCUUUCAGUUUUGGGACGACCUCGCCCCCCCUCCUUUCACCCAACCUGUGGAAGGACCAGAUUCAAAUUUCUCGCUUCUUGACCUCGAGGCAAAUACUCGCUCUUCCUCACCUCUCGCAUCUCCCCCGCCACCCCCCCCCCGCAGCUGAAGUUUUUGGGGUGCGAAGACUUUGGAGUCUUCGUUUGUGUGUGUGUUUAUGUGUGUGUGAAAAUCACCUGGAGGGUUGUUGAGAGCUCGGAGAGAGCCGGGCGGGGGGGUGGGAGUCAAAGAAAAGCAGGAGGAAGGAAGGGCCGGUGCAGGCGCUGCCGCUGAGAGGAGUUCCAGAGCCAAGGGGGUGCCCUUGACAAGCAGCAUGCAGAAAUGUCAGAAGAGGCAGAAGUGGAUGUGAGAGACAUUCAGAGACACACAGAACGAAAGAGGGCAAGAAGCUUGACUUUAAGAGACUCCUGCAGUGACAACUCCAUGCAGUUCGGAACAACAAGAGCGGCAACAACCGAAUCGGGUUUCAUGGGGACAUGGCAGAACGCUGACACUAACCUCCUAUUCAGAAUGUCCCAGCAGGCAAUACGCUGCACAUUGGUAAAUUGCACAUGUGAAUGUUUCCAACCAGGGAAGAUAAACCUGAGAACCUGUGAUCAGUGUAAACAUGGCUGGGUGGCACAUGCUUUGGACAAGCUUAGCACUCAGCAUUUGUACCAUCCAACUCAAGUGGAGAUUGUACAAUCCAAUGUUGUGUUUGACAUCAGCAGCUUGAUGCUAUACGGUACUCAGGCUGUGCCAGUAAGACUGAAGAUUCUGCUGGAUCGACUGUUCAGUGUAUUGAAACAGGAAGAGGUACUGCACAUCCUCCAUGGUUUAGGCUGGACUCUUCGGGACUAUGUUCGGGGGUACAUCCUUCAGGAUGCUGCAGGCAAAGUGCUGGACCGCUGGGCCAUCAUGUCCAGGGAAGAAGAGAUUAUUACCCUUCAGCAGUUUUUGAGGUUUGGAGAAACCAAAUCCAUUGUGGAGCUGAUGGCAAUUCAAGAAAAAGAAGGGCAGGCAGUCGCUGUUCCAUCUUCAAAGACAGACUCAGACAUUCGGACUUUUAUUGAAAGCAAUAAUCGAACCAGGAGCCCAAGUCUCCUUGCUCACUUGGAGAACAGCAACCCUUCCAGCAUUCAUCAUUUUGAAAACAUCCCAAACAGCCUAGCAUUCCUGCUACCAUUUCAAUACAUAAAUCCAGUCUCUGCUCCUCUACUGGGCUUGCCUCCGAAUGGGCUCCUGCUGGAACAGUCAACGCUGAGACUGCGUGAGCCAAGCCUUUCAACUCAAAAUGAAUAUAAUGAAAGCAGUGAAUCUGAAGUUUCCCCAGCACCUUUCAAGAAUGAGCAGACCUCCAGCAGGAAUGCCUUGACCAGCAUCACAAAUGUAGAGCCCAAAACUGAGCCAACUUCAGUUUCCCCUGUUCAGACUUCUACCCCAGUCAGUGAUUUAUCCAAACCCGAACAUACAAAAAGCUCUUUCAGAAUUCACAGAAUGAGAAGGAUGGGAUCAGCAUCACGAAAAGGGAGAGUAUUUUGCAAUGCAUGUGGGAAAACCUUUUAUGACAAGGGGACCCUAAAAAUCCACUACAAUGCAGUCCAUCUUAAGAUCAAACAUCGAUGUACUAUUGAAGGUUGUAACAUGGUCUUCAGUUCACUUAGAAGUCGCAACCGCCACAGUGCUAACCCCAAUCCCCGACUUCAUAUGCCCAUGUUAAGAAACAAUCGAGACAAGGAUCUCAUCCGUGCUACAUCUGGUGCUGCUACUCCUGUUAUAGCAAGUACAAAGUCCAAUCUAACAUUAACGAGUCCAGGACGACCUCCAAUGGGUUUUACCACUCCCCCAUUAGAUCCUGUGUUACAAAAUCCUCUUCCUAGCCACCUCGUAUUUCCAGCUUUAAAGACUGUACAGCCAGUUCCUCCUUUUUACAGAAGUUUACUUACACCUGGGGAGAUGGUGAGUCCUCCAACAUCAUUAUCAACUAGUCCAUUAAUGCCAGCAACUGGCACAAUAGAACAGUCUUCUCUCCCUUCAGAAUCAACACUAUCUACAGGGAUGAUGCCCAGCCAAGAAACAAAUGCUGACCUUGCCCCUAAGAAAAAGCCACGAAAGUCAAGCAUGCCUGUAAAAAUAGAGAAGGAAAUCAUUGAUACUGCUGAUGAGUUUGAUUAUGAAGAUGAGGAAGUUAAUGAUAACAGAAGCAUAGCUAAUGAUGGUGGUCAUGACAAUCAUUGCCAUUCUCAGGAGGAGAUGAGCCCUGGGUUGUCUGUGAAGGACUUCUCAAAAAAUGGGCAAAACAGGUGCAUUUCAAGGACGGAGCUAAGAAGGACAGAUAGUAUGACAUCAGAGGACCAAGAGCAUGAAAGAGACUAUGAAAAUGAGUCUGAAUCCUCAGAGCCAAAACUGUGUGAGGAAUCCAUGGAAGGGGAUGAACACACAUUACAUGAAAGAAGUAACAAGUCUAUGUUAAACCAUGAAAGACCAGAUGAGAACCACCAUGAUGCUUCCCACCACAGUGAAGUUAAAGUCAAGGAAGAGUUUACAGACCCUACAUAUGAGAUGUUUUACAUGAGCCAAUAUGGACUUUAUAAUGGAGGCAGUCCCAGCAUGGCUGCUCUCCAUGAAAGCUUCGCUUCAUCAUUCAAUUAUAACAGCCCUCAGAAAUUCUCUCCAGAAGGCGAUUUGUGCUCAAGUCCAGAUCCCAAGAUCUGUUAUGUGUGCAAGAAGAGUUUCAAGAGUUCCUAUAGCGUGAAACUCCAUUAUAGGAACGUUCAUUUAAAGGAGAUGCAUGUCUGCACAGUGGCUGGCUGCAAUGCUGCUUUCCCCUCCCGAAGAAGCAGAGACAGACACAGUGCUAACAUAAAUCUGCACCGUAAACUGUUGACCAAAGAAUUGGAUGACAUGGGACUGGAUUCCUCUCAGCCCCCACUUAGCAAGGACCUCCGUGAUGAAUUCUUGAUGAAGAUCUACGGUGCUCCUCCUCAUAUGGGUUUUGAUCUACGGGAAGACACCUCCUCCCCAGCAGGUACUGAGGACUCCCAUUUGAAUGGAUAUGGACGGGGCAUGUCAGAAGAAUACAUGGUGUUAGACCUGAGCACCACCUCCAGCAUUCAGUCAAGCAGCAGCAUCCAUUCUUCCAGAGAAUCUGAUGCAGGGAGUGAUGAGGGCAUCCUCCUUGAUGAUGUGGAUGGGGCGAGUGACAGUGGGGAAUCAUCACACAAAGCAGAGGCUGCAGCCUUAGGGGUCGGCCUAAGUGCCGAAGUCCCGGGAUCUCUCAUGUUUAACAGUGUUUCCAUGAACAAUGGGGGGAUCAUGUGUAACAUUUGCCACAAAAUGUACAGCAACAAGGGGACUCUCAGGGUGCAUUACAAGACUGUACACUUACGUGAAAUGCACAGAUGUAAAAUCCCCGGAUGCAACAUGAUGUUUUCCUCGGUCCGUAGCAGAAACCGGCACAGUCAGAACCCUAACCUGCAUAAAAACAUUCCCUUCACCUCACUAGAUUAGUUCAGAGAUGGACAUGGUCAGAAGUAAGACCGUAUGCUUCUUCAAAUUGCCAUUUACAGACUCUCCUAUAAAUAUAUAUAAAUAUAAAUAUAUAAAUAUAUAUAUAUAUAUCUUUUUUCUUUUUUAACAAAACAGAAAAACACCAGGUGCUUUCUCCCCCCACCCCCUUUUUUUCCCCCUAAUUUUUGUUCCUUUGUUUUGUUAAUUUUUUUUAUGUUAUGUGGGUUGGGAUAGUAUCUUUAACCUGGGAUAACAUUUCCACUGCUUAAAAAAAAAAUGAACAAACUUGCAUUUUAAAACUCACUUUUGUUAUAAAAUAUGUGGUCAUCUCCAAAGAGACUGUUUCUUCCGCCUAUGACUGUUGCCUGCAAUCUUAGAACAGGAAAGAGAAAAAACAGAAACAAAAACAAAAACGGAAACCCCGAAAAACAAAGCACUGCAAAGCUAUAAAAAUAAGAGAGAGAAAAAGGACAACUUCAGUUGUUUUUGUGUGUUUUAAACCUUUGAGAGGUCCGUCAACUACGCAUGGCUGUUACACUUGUAUAUAUUGAGCCUUGAAAGGCCCAUGAUGUAAAACAAUUGUAUUGAUGGUGGUUUAACCUUCUGUUUGUUUGUUUGUUUGUUUGUUUGUUUGGGGUUUUGUUUUUUACAUUUACAUUUACAUCCAGC
This is a messenger RNA of Candoia aspera, 4278 nucleotides long. RefSeq names its product basonuclin zinc finger protein 2 (gene BNC2). Gene Ontology annotation, cellular component: nucleus. The record is from RefSeq and is a predicted model, not a curated record. Lineage: Eukaryota; Metazoa; Chordata; Lepidosauria; Squamata; Candoiidae. Gene Ontology annotation, biological process: regulation of DNA-templated transcription. The transcript has 6 exons. The coding region runs from base 442 to 3609 and encodes 1055 amino acids.